Messenger RNA from Sphaerodactylus townsendi, 1667 nucleotides. RefSeq names its product zinc finger protein 239-like. Gene Ontology annotation, cellular component: nucleus. The transcript has 3 exons. Gene Ontology annotation, biological process: regulation of transcription by RNA polymerase II. The coding region runs from base 25 to 1410 and encodes 461 amino acids. Lineage: Eukaryota; Metazoa; Chordata; Lepidosauria; Squamata; Sphaerodactylidae. The record is from RefSeq and is a predicted model, not a curated record. Gene Ontology annotation, molecular function: RNA polymerase II cis-regulatory region sequence-specific DNA binding; DNA-binding transcription factor activity, RNA polymerase II-specific.
UCUGGGUGGCUCGGCCUGUGCAAGAUGCAACGAGGGAGGCCGCUAGAGGGCUCUGGCUAUUGUCAAAAAAAAAAACCCCAAACAGGGAGCCAGGGAAAGGAGGCCGAGUCGGUUCUCGCGCGUAAAUUUUCCUCCCUUCUUCUUUCCCCUUCGCUGCUGACGAUUCUGGGGGCUGAACUUCCCAGGUCAGCCUCCCAGAGCCUUGUUGUCGGGGUUGCCGCCCGGGCUUCGUCUGCUUGCGCGGCGGCGGCAGCAGCGACAAGCAGCCCAGCCCUGGCUCGGGAUCGCACCGGCCGCGCAGCCCCAGCCCCGGGUUUUGCAACGACGAGGGGGGCGCAAAGUGCGCGCGCGGCUCCCCGGGGAGCCGAUCCUGAAGCCAGAGACGGCAGGGACUUUCUGCAGAAGUGGCUGAUGUAUUUGGCUGAGAUACAGUGGGCCCUUCUUGACCCAUGCCAGAGACCCACCUACAGGGACAUUGUGCAGGACAAUUAUGGGACCCUGCUCUCAUUAGACAGUGGAAACAUGAACUCAAAUCCUCAGCCAGGAGGGAAUGAAGCCACGCAGGCACCAAAGCCGUUACCAGAGCGAUCCGAAAGCUCCCUUUACUUCGGUCCAGGUGGGCAUCAAGGUGAGGAUGCAGGGAAAGGAUGGACCAAGCUGCCUCUCCCUCCCCCCAUGCCUAAAGACAACCUCAGCAUCCCUCCCAGGGUGUACAUGGGGCCUAGCCAGAAUGUGUGCCUCCAUUGUGGGGACAACCUCAGCCAAGCUCAGCACAGCCUCAACCAAGCUCAGGAGAGCCUCAACCGGGCUCAGCAAAGUCUCAACCAAGCCCAGCAGAUCAUCAGCAACCCACAAAGACCACACGGUUCCAGCAAUAAGCUCUACCCAUGCUUGGACUGCGGGAAAAGUUUCGGAGUGAGCUCCCACCUCACCAUUCACAAAAGAACCCACACAGGCGAGAAACCAUACAUGUGCAAUGAUUGCGGGAAGAGGUUCAGCCAGAGCUCGACCCUCAUCCUCCACCGCCGCAUCCACACGGGGGAGAAACCCUACAAGUGCACCGACUGCGGGAAGAGCUUCUCGGUGAGUUCUCAUUUAACCAAGCACCAGAGAAUCCACACCGGAGAGAAGCCUUACGAAUGCCAGAUUUGCGGGAAACGGUUCAGCCAGAGUUCAACGCUCAUUUUGCACCAGAGAAUCCACACAGGGGAGAGGCCUUACAGAUGCGACGAGUGCGGGAAGACCUUCAGCGUCAGCUCCCACCUCACUAUCCACCAGAGGAUCCACUCUGGGGAGAAGCCGUAUCGCUGCAUGGAGUGCGGGAAAAGCUUUCGCCAGAAGUCGGGCCUCAGCACGCAUCAGAAAGUCCACAUGGUGGCCCUUGAAAGAUCUUACAAGUGCCCACCCUGAAAACACGGGACUGCCAAAUCCACCCACUGAUCCCCAUCACAAGUUUCUAUUUCAGCAUUAAAAGCAAGCCAACAUGAAGGGGGGAACUGACUACGUUUGAAGCAAAAUCCAGAAUUCAGCAAUUGGAUUUUGUAAUAACACAUUUAAAAAACAAAACAAAAACAAGACUUAUGCAAAUGUGCAUACUUUGCCUUAAUCUGCAUGCUUUGUUGUAGGUCAACUGUGAGAAAGGUGAAAUUAAACAAACAAAUGUGGAA